Molecule: messenger RNA, 615 nt
Organism: Trichobilharzia regenti
Lineage: Eukaryota; Metazoa; Platyhelminthes; Trematoda; Strigeidida; Schistosomatidae
Source: the annotation of a GenBank genome assembly
AUGGAUUGGUUCAAAGUCCUUUAUGUGGCUGCAAUUGUUUUAAUUUUUCAAAGCUGUGUAACUGCUUGUGUUACGAAUGAGAAAGAACACCGAAAAUUGAUCCUCCGUUUAAAAACAAGCGAUUAUAUCGAAUCGGUUAUGCUUUUAACAGAUCGCGGUUGUUUCGUUAAGAAAGACCCAUAUUCACAUCGGUCACAAUUGAUCGGACAUGGUGGCAGUAUUCUUGAUCCCCAUACACAUGCUGUUAUCCUGGAUUAUUUAAGCCUUAGCCUCACUGGUGGUGCGCGCGCUUUAGUUUUAGAGUCAGGCAGUGGAUAUCUCUCAGCAUGUUUAUCGCUUAUGACUGGUCGUAAUGGUGUCACUAUAUCCGUUCCUCCGAACCCUCAGUUAUUAGCAUUGGCUAAGGAGAAUAUUCAAAGCUGGUUAAUAUACGAGAAAACAGUUAAGACUUUAGGCAUAAAGCUGGGGGAACAAAUUAAAUUUAUGAGCAGGAAUGAUCCACGGACUUGGUUAUCAAGUGGGCCAUAUAACGGCAUCUUUGUUCACAAUAUGGGAGGAGCACGUUCUGUGUCUGAAGUAAGUCUUGACAUAUUUUACUAUUUUCGUUCCUUGUAA